CAAUGACCGACCCCGCAGCUAAGCGCACUGACUCUAACAUUUUGAGGCUGUUAAACCCUGGGCUCCCGAAAGCUUCAGUCUAUGGAGGGGCAUAGAGGGGCUAUCAGCCAUCAGUGUCAUUGACUCUCUAGAACGGUGGUGAUCUUUUCGAGGAGGACAAGCUUGUGAAUAACCUUGAGACAUCGAGUCACUCGGUCAAACUUGGCAGACGGAUAUCAAAGGCUGAAAAAUACCGACAAAAAUCAGCUAACUCGAGCUGCAUGAGCAUAGGCUUGAGCCCCUCAACUUACAUACACACUACAACUCUUUUAAAAUUUUCAGUCGCUUUUUUAUUCACAUUUUGCCACUUUUUCACUACGGAAAUAGACGAGUGCUACCCUUCUGAACUACCCACUUCGUCCGCUCUCAGCUCUCACCACCUGGGCACCGGUGGCCGCCGAAAAGUCCCGAAAGAAGCUAUAUCCUGAUAAUGAUCGCACCACUACGGUGCUAAAACCAGCGAUUGACUCAUACCCAAAACUCAUACCAAGAAAAGAGUUUUGACCGGACGAGAUGCGGAACUUGCGCAACAUCGGCCACAGCGUCUUCAGGAAUCCCGUCCCGGAUUCUCCCUUUCCUACCGCCGCCUCGGCUUCGGCCCCCUUCUCGGCAUCGUGUUGGGAUGUCUCCAGGGAUGAGGUGAUUGUUGCCCGUGGCCCAACCACCCAUGAUGCCCGGAUCGAACUCUCGAGGGUGGUGAAGCACACUCAUGAGCGUCCCCCUUGUCACUUAAAAUCAAAAAACAUCGCAACAUGGGAUGCACUUUGCCCAAACGAAGAUGGCAGUCCAGAUGUUAUCCGGAGUAUACACUACUUCAGCGACACAUUGACAACAUGUGUCAUCAUGGCCGGCGGUGACAUUGUCACUGUUACUGAAGACGAAGAAACUGCCGCUGGUGAAGCGCACAUUGAGAUCGUAGGCACAUUGUCGCCCUCUAUCUCGGCUGCUCGCUGGUCACCAGAUGAAGAGCUACUUGCCAUCGCAACAGGGGAUGCCAAGGUGUUCUUCAUGAGCCGGAGCUUCGAUGUUAUUUCAGAGGUUGUCCUCAGCGAAGAGGACUUGAGACUGUCAAAGCAUGUCUCUGUCGGAUGGGGCAAGAAGGAGACUCAGUUUAUCGGCAAGGGCGCCAAGGCCAAGGGACUUCGAGACCCUACUAUUCCGGAGAAGGUAGACGAGGGCACCUUGAGCUCAAACGAUGAUGGGCGGUGCACGAUCAGUUGGAGAGGUGAUGGUGCGUAUGUUGCUGUCAACUUCCUUCAGCAAGGACAACGACGUGUGAUCCGGGUGUACAACCGUGAUGGUGAGUUGGACAGUGUCAGUGAACCCGUGGAUGGGCUUGAGGGCGCUCUGAGUUGGCGGCCCGAGGGAAAUCUCAUGGCCGGGAUUCAGCGUCUCUCUGACCGUAUUGACGUUGUGUUCUUUGAAAGAAAUGGCCUGCGCCAUGGGCAGUUCACAUUUCGAGCGCCCCAGGACGCCCCUGAUGUGGCUGCAGAGCUGGCGCUUGAGUGGAACUCGGACUCAACCGUUCUAGCUGUUAUCAUGAAGGAUAGAGUACAGCUAUGGACUACAGGCAACUACCACUGGUAUCUGAAACAAGAGUUCCUCUGUGGUGACGGUGGUAGCAAGUACCACCAGAGUCCAAAGUUUGCCUGGCAUGCAGAGAAACCACUGUUGUGUGUUGCGGCGACAGCAGGCAAAGUACUUGUCAACGAGUACAUUUUCACCAUCGCCCGUGGGCCGGGAGUUUCUCCUCACGACUUCGGAGCUGUUGCCGUAAUUGACGGUCAGACGCUCAAAUUCACUCCUUUCCGGACGGCUAAUGUGCCUCCUCCGAUGGCCUUUGACGAACUCGAAGUCGAGUCUCCUAUUAUUGACGUUACAAUCGGACGGGAUUGCAACUCGAUGGCCGUGCUGCACCGAGCUGGUGUUAGCUUCUUCGAGCUUAUCAUCCAGGGACCACGGAUGCUAGCCCCGAAGCUUGCCUCUACGGCUUCCUUUAGGAAGACACAUGCCCAGUUAUACGAGGAACAUGUACUUCAGGUUGGCCUGUCUGGCUCAAAUGAGGUUCACGUUCUUCAAAUGUCGGAAGACAUGGAGAUUGUCAGGCACACAUUUGAAGGCACACAAACAAACGAACACGGGUGGCAAAAGACGGAUGCAACUUCCAUCACAACCAUUACAACACCUAUAGUGCCACCAGUUGUCGAGGAAGAUGGAGUCAUUGCUCAGGAUUGGCGUGGCAGACUGAGCAGAAUCAUUGAAGGAGAACACCUCCCGCUUCCUGCCGAGUUUGCCAACUUCUUGCCCUGGACAAGUUACAUUACACAUUCAGGCGAGUUCCUGGCUUUUGGACAGGCUCGGAAUGGCUACCUCUACUGCAACUCGACGCUACUGGCCAGGAACUGUACUUCUUUUGUUGUUACCAAGCAUCAUCUCAUCUUCACGACUACCAACCACUUCGUCAAGUUUGUUCACUUGGCUACGGAAGAAGAGCUUGAAGUUCCCCAGGACGACCCCGAGAAUGACGAACGAUGCCGGAGUAUCGAGCGGGGAGGCAGGCUGGUCGUUGCCAUGCCCAGUAGGAUGAGCAUUGUGCUUCAGAUGCCUCGUGGCAAUCUUGAGACAAUUUAUCCCCGGGCUAUGGUUUUGUCCGGCAUCCGCGACCUUAUCGAGGCCAAGAACUAUGGCGCUGCUUUUGCGACAUGCCGCACUCAGCGUGUGGAUAUGAACCUGCUCUAUGAUCACCGACCGGAGCAGUUCCUGGAGCAUGUCGGCUUGUUCUUGGAGCAGGUGAAGGAUACGGCCAACAUUGACUUGUUCUUGUCCACUCUCAAGGAGGAGGAUGUCACCCGGACUAUGUACAAGGACACCAAGGCUGGCUCAGCUCCGCAGUCGCAAGAAGCUCAAACGGCUGCUAAAGAAAGCAAGAUCAACAAGAUCUGUGAUGCUGUUUUGGCAAAGCUCAAGACCCAGAAGAACGCCAACCUCCAAAACAUCAUCACAGCGCAUGUGUGCAAGAACCCACCAGCCCUCGAUGAUGGCUUGCGCGUGGUUGCCGAUCUUAUGCAAGAACAUGAGGCACUAGCCGAACGUGCUGUUGAGCACAUUUGCUUCCUGGUAGAUGUCAACAGACUCUACGACCACGCGCUCGGUUUGUACAAUCUCGAACUUACUUUGCUGGUUGCCCAGCAGUCUCAACGUGAUCCCAGAGAGUAUCUCCCAUUUAUUCAAGAACUUCACAAAAUGCCAGAGCUCCAGCGAAAGUACACAAUCGACGACAAGCUCGGGAACCACGAGAAAGCCCUGGACCAUCUUAAGGCUCUUGGCGAUUUCGAGGAGGUGAAGACGUACACCGUCAAGCACAAGCUCUACCAGCACGCCUUGAGCAUCUACCGUCACGACGAGCAGCACCACCGCGUGAUUACCGACCUCUUCGCCGCCCACCUCAAGUCUAUCUCCCAGUUUAAGGAAGCCGGCCUAGCCUACGAGUCACUCAACAGCUACCACGAAGCCACAGACUGUUACCUCAAAGCGGGCGCCGCCUGCUGGCGCGAAUGCCUCUACGUUGCCCAGCAGCAAGACCCGCCCAUCACCGCGCAGCGACUAGAAGAAGUAGCAAGCGACCUUGCCGACGCCCUCCGCGAAGCAAAGGACUAUGCCGCCGCGGCAACAAUUCACAUGGAGUACCUCUCUUCUAUCGAAUCCGCCAUCCAAUCCCUUUGCAAGGGCUACCUCUUUGCCGAUGCGCUCCGACUUGUCGCCCGGCACAAGCGACGUGACCUUCUUGAGAGCCAUAUUGACAGCGGCCUCGCGGAUGCCUUCUCCUCCAGCAUUGAGUUCUUGGCUGAUUGCAAAGCCCAACUCAAGGCGCAAGUUCCGCGCAUCCUUGAGCUCCGCAAGAAGGCAAAGGAGGACCCGCUGGCGUUUUACGAGGGGGAGAACCCCUUUGGGAGCAAGAACGCGGAUGGUUAUGACAUCCCGGAUGAUAUCUCUAUUGCUGCUAGCUCGAGGGCGACGACGAGUGCGUCGAUGUUUACGAGGUAUACCGGCAAGGCUGGGAGCGUGGGGACUGUUGGCUCCAAUGUCUCGAGAGCAACAAGCAAAAACAGGAGGAGGGAGGAGAAGAAGAGGGCGAGGGGGAGGAAGGGGACGGUUUAUGAGGAGGAGUAUUUGGUUAAUAGUGUCAGGAGGUUGGUGGAGAGGGUGGAGGGGACGAAGGGGGAGGUGGAGAGGUUGGUCUUUGGGUUGGUGAGGAGGGAUAUGCAGGAGCGGGCAAGGGUUAUUGAGGAGGCGAUGGGGGUUGUGCUGGAGGGGUGUAGGCAGGCUGUUGGGGAGGUUUGGCCGCAGGAGGAGAAACAGCAAGUUGAGGGUGAAGGGGAGGAUGGAGAGGGGUGGAGGCCGGUGGGCGGUGAUGGGGUGCUGUUUGAGAGUUUGGAGGCUAUGAGGGCUAAGCAAACGGCGCCGGUGGUGACGGGGUUCGAGAAGUUGGCACUUUUGGGGGGAAAGAAGUGAGCGGUGGUUGGGAUGUAGGAGGUAUGGAUUAAAAUUGGGGCUAAAAGCAUUUGCAUUGGUUGUUUAGGAAACAGGAGUAAGAUAGGGUAGGCAUAG
Messenger RNA from Podospora bellae-mahoneyi, 4647 nucleotides. It is a transcript of the gene ELP1, whose product is annotated as putative elongator complex protein 1. Gene Ontology annotation, biological process: tRNA wobble base 5-methoxycarbonylmethyl-2-thiouridinylation. The record is from RefSeq and is a predicted model, not a curated record. Gene Ontology annotation, molecular function: tRNA binding. NCBI's taxonomy places the organism in Eukaryota, Fungi, Ascomycota, Sordariomycetes, Sordariales, Podosporaceae. Gene Ontology annotation, cellular component: elongator holoenzyme complex; cytosol. The transcript is spliced from 4 exons. The coding region runs from base 553 to 4551 and encodes 1332 amino acids.